Cariama cristata (Red-legged seriema) is the source of this 1330-nucleotide messenger RNA. It is a transcript of the gene SYT12, whose product is annotated as synaptotagmin XII. The record is from RefSeq and is a predicted model, not a curated record. Gene Ontology annotation, molecular function: clathrin binding; calcium ion binding; phosphatidylserine binding. NCBI's taxonomy places the organism in Eukaryota, Metazoa, Chordata, Aves, Cariamiformes, Cariamidae. Gene Ontology annotation, biological process: cellular response to calcium ion; regulation of dopamine secretion; regulation of calcium ion-dependent exocytosis.
AGAGGAGCCAAGACCAGGAGCGAUGGAGGGGGAGCAGCUCUUCAGCAUCCCUGCUAAAAAAUAAAAAGGCAGCUAUUUUUCAUUUUUUUUUUUUUUUUUUCCCUUUACCCUAACUCACUGUCUCACGCAUUGCAGGCUGUCCCGCUAGUGGGGAGCGUUUGCCAUGGACAACGGUCACGUAAGCAGAUACCGCUUAAGCGUCACCACGAGCCCCCCUCGGUGGGAGAUCGGCAUCUACGCUGCCGGUGCCUUGGCGCUGCUGGGGAUUGCUGCCGUCAACCUCUGGAAGCUCUGGCGCUCCGGCAGCUACCCGGCACCUUCCCCCUUCCCCAACUACGACUACCGAUACCUGGAGCAAAAGUACGGGGCGGCGUAUUCGGACGUCAAACACAAGCGAGGGAUGGCCCCGGGCUCGCAGAGGGGGCUGGAUAAGACCUCACCCAUCCGCAAGACCAGCCUGCGGGCAGACGACACCUUCGAGAGCAUUAAUGAGCUGGGGAGCCUGGAGCUGAUGAGCAAAGACCUGGGCUUGACCUCCUACGGCCCCUUGAAGAAAUCCAUCUCGGCCGACUCCCUCAGCUCCAUCUCCUCCAUCGGGAACAACUUUGGGCAGGAUUUCACGGUGGGGCAGGUGGAGGUCUCCAUGGAGUAUGACGGGAAAGCGGCCACCUUGCACGUGACGCUGCUGCAGGGCAAGGACCUGCUGGAGAAGGAGGACGCUCGCUUCGAGUCCUGCUUCAUGCGCAUCAGCCUGCUCCCGGCCGAGCAGAUCGUCGGCAUCUCCCGGAUUCAGCGGAGCGCCUACGCCGUGGCCUUCGACGAGCGCUUCUCCAUCCCGCUGGACCCGGCGGCGCUGGAGGAGAACAGCCUGCGCUUCUCUGUCUUCGGCAUCGACGAGGACGAGAGGAACGUCAGCACCGGCGUGGCCGAGCUCAAGCUCUCCGACCUGGACCUGGCCACGCGUCCCUUCAGUGCCUGGCUCUACCUGCAGGACAUGAACAAGGUGGGACAGACCCUACCAGGAAGGUCCACCAGAGAUGGUGUCCCCCACUUUCUCCAAAUCGCAGGGGAAACACGUGGCUGACCCCAGGGUUUUUCUCUCCCCCCACCCUGAGCAGAUCCCUUCGUCAAGGUGUACCUGCUGCAGGACGGGAGGAAGAUCAGCAAGAAGAAGACAGCAGUGAAGAGGGACGACACCAACCCCGUGUUCAACGAGGCCAUGAUUUUCUCAGUGCCGGCCAUCGUGCUCCAGGUCUGUCCCACCUGGGGGUCACAUCCCAUUGCUCCUCGAGGUCCCCAAAUCCCUGUGCUAGCGAGGACUUCCUGGGCU